Molecule: messenger RNA, 981 nt
Organism: Candidozyma duobushaemuli
Lineage: Eukaryota; Fungi; Ascomycota; Pichiomycetes; Serinales; Metschnikowiaceae
Exons: 1
Coding region: 1-981 (326 amino acids)
Source: RefSeq, a predicted model, not a curated record
AUGUCAAGUUUAGAGACCACUCCAGAAGUUGAAGUUGUUCCUUGGAAACCAAAAUUUGAUUUGGAUACUCCAGUGGGACGCGUCUGUAUGUUGUCUGAAAAGGACAUUGACUCUGAAUUCCAUAAGCGUUACAACAUUUACAUGAAAAAUUUGGGAUCGUACAGCAGAACCCUUGAGCGGUACUAUGAGCUCAAGACACACGAGAAGUUUGGCACCCUUUCAUGGGAAGUUUUACAGGAAACUAGUAAAGUGUCCAAUUAUCGUGUCACCAACAAAGAAUUUAUCGCUUUGGGUAUGGAGAUUAUAUCUCGUAAACUUGCAUCUCUUCCCGAUGAACUCCAACAUCUCGAGGAACAAUGCUUCCAACCACCCAUGAGUAAAGAGUACGAUGCUCUCUGUUGGAUUUAUGAGUUCAUCUAUCAGCAGAAACCUACUGCUAGUACAGUCGAGAUAAUUGCACGUAUAUUGCAGAACCAUGUUUCUGAUUUUGAAAUUUCAAGGAUUUGCCCUCAUUUGUGUGAUAUGGGAAAAAGUGACCUUUUUGCAUACUUUAUAAGUGAAUCAGUCCGGCAUGACAAAGUUUUAGCCGAAAAGCGGGACUGGAUCAUAAGGCAGGCUGCCCACAGACGGGCGUUGGUUCAGCAAAGUGCCAUGGAUAUGGCCAAAGGCGACGGCCCGAUUUACAAGGUAGAUAUACCUCACAUACAUUAUGUACCUGAGAGGAAUCAGCAAUCAGACAGCUCAACGACACCGCUGGCCGACACAAAUCCGCAAUCAGACAGCUCAACGACACCGCUGGUCGACACAAAGCUGGAAUUGACACCACCAACGUCAGGACCACAAGCAACUCGUGCGCCGAACUCCUAUACUUGGAAUCAGUUUAUGAGAGCCUGGGAUGAUUAUUUUCCCUCUGGAGUUAACAAAAACAGAAAGAAUCGGAAGCGGUCUAAGCGUGGUGGUAGAUCCAGGAGAUCUUGGUAG